GCCUGCGCAUUAUGCUGGUCUCCAUGGCGGGGCCUCGGAGCCAAGACGAGGUUGAGUAGACUCGUUUUGAAUUUUCUCCCCUCUGCUCCGGCGGACUUCCCAUGUCGCCUUGUGGGGCUAUCGGCGGCGGCAGGACUGGGGGAGUCAGAGGUCUGGCAGCGCUGUCUGCGCAGACCUACCGGACGCUACCUCCCAACCCCCCGUCUUCCUCCUGCCUCCUCCUCCUCCCGUCACCUCCUGACCCGCCGGAGCUCCGAGCAACUGCCGGCCUCCGCCCCCAGCCGCAGCCGGUCACUGGCGGCGCCUUCCGCGCCAAGCUUGGGGGCCUUUUCGGGGUCCCACAUGGCACGGCUUCCGACCCCCGGCCCGGGACGGGGCUCGCAGGCCCCAGAGGGGCAGGCUGGAGAAGGAGGAGGUUAGGUGUCUUCAGGAGGGUUGCUGAGCCCAAGGACGCGCCAUCGCCGCGGAGAAGGAGCCGGACCCCUUGGGCGGAGCGCCCAAUGUGUGGUCCCUCACGCCGUCCCGCACCUUGCUUUUUAGGGUUCUUUUUCCGCUUUCUGAGCCCUUUUAUACCUUACGUUUAGAAGGGGAAAAUCAUCCUCCCACACCUUCUCCCCGACUUUUUGCCUUUUUUGUCUUGAAGUUACCCAAAGGCCUGUGUAUUGUUCUCAAUGGUCCCAAGAAUUACUCUAAUAUAGUUGUUUUUCUGAGGGAGGAUGGAUGGAGAUAACUAUCCUGAUCCCAAUGUCACUUUUUAAGGCAUUCGCUUCAAGAGACAAGCAGUUUAGAAUCAGGCAGAACUGGAUUGCAAAAUUUAUGGGCAGACCGAGAAAAUGCUGCUGUGAAGACCCAAUUAAAGCUUUCACAUAAAUGAAGCUACAGCUAUCAUGAUUUAGUGCCCCCAAAAGGAAGAACUUCAGUGGACAAGAAAGGACAUUUCUGGGGGUAGUAGAAUGCUUGAGGCCUGGAAUUUAAACCUGAGCCACUAUCUGAAGGUUUAAUAUAUCUUUGCCAAGUCCAAGGGUACAAAGAUUUUCUCCUGUGUUUUCUUCUAGAAGUUUUAUCAUUUGAUAGUCUGUGAUCCAUUUCAAGUUGAUUUGCUAUCUGGUGUGAGCUAUUAAAUAAUAGAAGAAAAUGGAAUUGAAUAUGAUGUCAGCAUGGAACAAUCUAAUGAUUCAUUAAGAGUCAACCAUAAUGACGGUGAAGAGUCAAAAACCAGUGCUCAAGUAUUUGAGCAUCUAAUCUGUAUGGACUCCAGGGAUUCUUCCUUUGGACAAAAUGAUUCUCCUACAGUUUUGCCCAUCACUACUCGUGAAGCAAAUAAUUCACUCAUAUCACAGAAUAUACCAGGGCCCCUGACUCAGACACAGACUCUUUCUGCAGAGCAAUUCCAUCUAGUGGACCAAAAUGGGCAGGCUAUUCAAUAUGAACUUCAGUCAUUGGGGGAAUCCAAUGCACAAAUGAUGAUCGUUGCCAGCCCAACAGAAAAUGGACAGGUACUUCGUGUAAUUCCACCUACCCAGACAGGAAUGGCACAAGUGAUUAUACCUCAGGGGCAACUUGUGGAUGUGAAUAGUCCUCGGGAUGUCCCUGAAGAGAAACCCAGUAACAGAAACUUACCAACUGUAAGAGUGGAUACUCUAGCAGACAAUACCAGCAAUUACAUUCUUCAUCCUCAAACAUCCUUCCCAUUGCCCAAAAAGUCAGUGACCGGAAUGCUGGAAGAACCCCUUCUGGGGCCUCUUCAGCCACUUUCUUCUAAUACACCUAUAUGGGCCUGCCGUCUUAGGAGCUGUGAGAAAAUUGGAGAUUCAUACCGUGGCUACUGUGUAAGUGAGACUGAAUUAGAAAGUGUCCUAACAUUUCACAAGCAGCAAACACAGAGUGUUUGGGGGACCCGUCAGUCUCCAAGCCCAGCCAAGCCUGCUACACGCUUGAUGUGGAAAUCCCAGUAUGUUCCAUAUGAUGGAAUCCCAUUUGUUAAUGCAGGGAGUAGAGCUGUGGUAAUGGAGUGUCAGUAUGGGCCAAGAAGAAAAGGUUUCCAGUUAAAAAAAGUCAGUGAGCAGGAAAGCAGGUCUUGUCAGCUCUACAAAGCCACUUGUCCAGCUCGGAUUUACAUUAAAAAGGUACAGAAGUUUCCUGAAUAUAGAGUUCCUACAGACCCCAAAAUUGACAAGAAAAUUAUCAGAAUGGAGCAGGAGAAAGCUUUUAACAUGCUAAAGAAGAACUUGGUAGAUGCUGGUGGUGUUCUUAGGUGGUAUGUACAGUUACCUACACAGCAAGCUCAUCAGUAUCAUGAAUUAGAGACUCCCUGCCUCACUUUGUCACCUUCUCCUUUUCCUGUGUCUUCUCUUGAAGAAGAGGAAACUGCAGUUAGAGAUGAGAAUUGUGCAUUACCCUCACGUUUACAUCCUCAAGUAGCACAUAAGAUUCAAGAAUUAGUAUCACAGGGAAUAGAACAAGUGUAUGCAGUAAGGAAACAGCUAAGAAAAUUUGUGGAAAGGGAACUGUUCAAACCCGAUGAGGUACCUGAAAGACAUAAUUUAUCUUUUUUUCCAACUGUAAAUGAUAUAAAAAAUCACAUCCAUGAGGUACAGAAAUCCUUGAGAAAUGGAGAUACGGUAUAUAACUCAGAGAUUAUUCCAGCAACGCUUCAAUGGACUACAGACAGUGGGAAUAUUCUCAAAGAGACCAUGACAGUUACAUUUGCAGAAGGAAAUUCACCAGGAGAAUCAAUUACCACCAAAGUGGAAACAAAUCAGACCAGGGGUUCUUUGUCUCCUGAGCCAACCCACUUGCUCUCCUCACUCUCCUCAUUUCAGCCCAAAAUAUUUACACAACUACAGGGUUUGCAGUUACAACCAAGGUACACCUCUCCUGAUGAAUCACCAGCUGUGGUAUCAGUAAAUAACCAGCCGUCCUCUAGUCCUUCAGGACUUCUGGAUACAAUAGGAAGUGCUGUAAUGAAUAAUAAUUCUCUACUGCUUGGUCAAAGUCAUAGCCUUCAAAGAGAUACAUGCUUAACCCAAAACAAUAGUACUGCCUCCACCAUGGGUAACCUUCCAGAACCAGAUCAAAAUCUAGUUGCAAUGGACGAGCUGGUAGAAGUUGGAGAUGUUGAGGAUACAGGGAAUCUGGAAGGAACUGUUCAUCGGAUUCUGUUGGGAGAUGUGCAGACUAUUCCAAUACAGAUUAUAGACAACCACUCAGCUCUUAUUGAAGAAAAUCCAGAAAGUACCAUUUCUGUGAGCCAAGUUAAACAAGAACCCAAAGAACCAGCAUUGUCUAUGGAAGCAAAAAAAACUGUGGACUAUAAGAAAUUAUCUGCUACAUAAAUUAUUGAAGCUUUUCAGAAUUUACAACUCUGGUGACUUCUGAUGUCUUAGAAAGGAAGGUGAAUAUAGUCAAAGCGUGGCAUUGAGAUAAUUGGACUGAAGACCAGUUUGAUGAGAAGCUUUUAUUUAAAACUGAUAUAUUUGUUGCCAGUUCCAUAUUUUUACCUUCCUUAAGAGAUGUUUUACUCUUCUUAUUUUGUAUAAUUUUUAUGCUCUUUGAUUAUCUAAUAAGGCCAGUAUUUCAAAAGCUGUUCUGAAUUUAUCCACAGUAAUAUAGUCUGAACACAAAUAGUUUACUUAACUUAUCCUUGGAAAUAUUCAAUUUUGGUUAUUACAAAACAGAAAAGAACAACAGCAACAAAAACAUUGUGUGAAUGUAUGUUUGUAUGUGUGUAUGUAUAUCAUGAAUUUUUUUUUUAAGUUCUGAAAAAGAACUUGUUCUCUCCUUAAAGUUGUGAAGAAAUUGUUAAUUGCCAGACAGGUAAGAAAAUGUUUAUAAUCUAUCUCAUUAAGAAAGAUGAAGUAUUAGAUUUUACAUCAUAACACAAAGUCCAGCAGCUACAUCUGUGGAAACUGUGCAGUUGCAUUUUAGCCUCUUCCCUUCCAAUUUUUGUACUUUUAACUACAAACCAGUAGUAUACUAAUGGUUAUCUAAUAGAAAUUUAAAGUGUCUUGGUAAGUACUGAGAAUUUUUACUUGAAUUAAUCAGAUAAGCAACAGAAAUCAACAUAUGUAGCAUGGAUUUGUGCUAUAUUGGAAGUAAAACACUAUAGGCAGAAAGAUGUAGAAAUUAAGAGAAUUGAAAAAGAAUAAUAGAAUUCCUUGGUGUUUACAGAUAAUUUGGAAAACUUUUUGAUGACAGCAGAGGAUUUUUUCCCCCUUAUUUUGUAAUGAAGAUCCAGCACUGGUUAAAAAAUAAUUUGAUUUGUAGUUACAUUUUUCUAUGCCAGAGCUCUUACUGAAUUGAUGAUAUUAGGAUUUCUAGUAUUUUAAGGUAAGUAUUUAUAGUUUAAAAUUUAGUUUAUAUUUAAAACUUUAAAACAUCUGAUCUGGGAUUUUUUUGUUAAGUAAGUAUAUUAACUUCAAAUACCAAAUUACUACUAAGCAGUAUAUUGAUUAUAAGCAUCUGUUGUCUAAAGAUUGGUACUAGGCUGGACAUGGUGGCUCACACCUGUAAUCACAAUACUUUGGGAGGCUGAGGUGGGUAGAUAACCUGAGGUCAGGAGUUCGAGACCAGCCUGGCCAACGUGGUGAAACCCUGUUUCUACUAAAAAUACAAAAAUUAGCUGGGUGUGGUGGUGGGCACCUGUAAUCCCAGCUACUUGGGAGGCUAAGGCAGGAGAAUCGCUUGAACACCGGAGGCGGAGGUUGCAAUGAGCCGAGAUCGCGCCAUUGCACUCCAGCCUGGGUGACAAGAGAAAAACUCCAUCUCAAAAAAAAAAAAAAGAUUGGUAAACUAGAAAUAUCAACUAUAAUUGUCAGGAAAUUAACCUAAAGGCUUUUGUUUCUCCAGAGACCAUUUGUGGGUAUAUUUUAUAUUUUAAAAAUAAAGAUUUUAAAUGGAUAUCAAUGUUUAAUAUUCAAAACAUGCACAAUAUAAUAUCAAAUUUAACCUUAAUACUUUACAUGAAUAUGAGUCACUUUUGGCUUUUCUAAGUCCAGCCUCCCAUUCUUAAUUGACUUGGUUUCAGGUACAUGACAUGUAUCUAAAUAUAAAGUACUGUUAUAGUAGAGGUAGGUGGAAUUCUAAUAUUCCCUGCUCUUUAGAUUUAUAUUUUAUUUAAUAUAAAGUUUAUUAUUUAUACCCUUUUUAAUGCAAAGCUAAUAUUUAGUUAUAUGUAUGAUUUUUAAUAAAAAUUACUUUACUUUUUCCUAUGAAUUUAAAACAUUUGAUGUUGGCAUUUUAUACAGGCAGGUUGCCAAAUUUAAUUAUGUUACACUAAGUUAAACACAGCACUUAAUUACCUCAAAUCCAGAUUUCUCUUAAUCUGUGUGUACAUAAAAGGAAUAAGUCCAAAUUAAUUUAUAGUUUAGUGUUGCACUAUAGGUAAUAUUCUUUUGUUAUUUCUAGUUUUUAUGGAAUCCUUUUCUUUCAAGAUUCUAAAUAAUAAAUCGUUACGUCUCAAUAGUGGUAAUAGUGGUAAUGGUUUAUUAUUAGCUGUUUCACCAAUUGAACUACAUUCUUUUGGAGACAUUCCUUUCUUUUUUGAUGUUGAUUUGCAAAGGAGAAAUGCUUGUUAAUAUACAAACUCUAGUCAGUUACCUGUGAGGAUGAGAUGUGUCAGAGGACUCAGACUUUGGUAUAGUUAGAAAAAUAAUAUUUUUCUCACUUGAUUCUGUGUGAAUGUCUCUUCUGAUACUGUUUUUUAAUCAGAAAGUUACAGAGCAACUUUCCCACAAACAAACCAAUAAAACAAAACCCCACAAAAACCAAGAGCAUGAAGAAAAGUUUAAAUCCCUAAUUAUAUACUCUUUUGGUUUUUAGGUAGAAACUGGAGCUAUCAAUAUUUUCAUGUAAGUAUUUCAAGGAGUAGCUCUUUAAAAAUGGUUUCUAAAUUAGAUUUUAAAAAUUCAUUGUCAUCUAAAUGCAUGUUUAGUCACAAUGUAUCAGUAUUGUGUUUAAAGGUGCUCAGCAUCACUUUUUGAAAACUAUGUUUACAUAUUUAAAAUGUUUAAUUAUUUUGAAAUGUAUAGGGUAUUAAAUACAAGCUUCUAAAAUUUUCAGUAUCUAUAUUGGCUUUCUCUAACAGCUCUACAGCAAAGUUUGACAUGUUUUUUGUGUGUGUCAUGUAUUGUAAGUUGUAAUAUCUGUAGGAGUGAGUUGGACAUUCUAAAUUAGCAGUAAAAAAUUCACAAUUACAGCUCAGCUUGUUUAUUCAUUAUAGUUUCCACAUUUCCAACUUCCAAGUGAACUUUAUAUAUACUACAGUGAAUUAUAGAUAAAUACAGCCAUGGUGGACCUUUCCCUCAAUAGUGAUUUUUUGUACAAACAGUUAGUAUAAUUAAAAGGAAAAGCUUUUAUAUUUUAUGCAAGGUAAAUGUUUCCUAAAUGUCACAAAAGUGAUAGAAAACAUAGCUUUUGGGAUCUGGUCCUGCAUUAGAGUUUCUAAUUCUGAGACCCACCAGCUUGUGUUUCAUCUUCUUUAUAUCCUGUCAGAAUACAUACUUAAUCAUGUGGGUAUGAGAAAGAUGUUGUUUAACUUGUACCAGGUUUAAAAAAAGAGGUUUAAAAAAUGUCUGUGCGUAUAUAUAUAUAUAUAUAUAUAUAUAUAUAUAUAUAUAUAGCAACUUGAUGUAUAGUGUCCUUGUUACCAUGUAUUUUUUUCAUUAAAAAUCCUGCUUUUUUUUUAUACUUGUUAGUUUUCUUUUUAUAUUUUUCUUAGAGAUAGUGGCAAUUUUGUUCAUCUUGAAGAUGCUGAAUAAACACUUGAAUACCCGAGAAUUUUGGCCAGAGAUUUAUGUCCAAUUUGGAACCUGAAAGUUUUAAGCAUAACUACAAGUAACUCCUGUUAGCAUUACAUUUUGGGGAGACAUAUAUGCAUUUAAUACCCUGCAACUCAGCCAAGCAUCAACAUUUUAAAACAAUGUGUGUAAUAAGUAAUUCUCCACGCCCACCCACCCCCAGCCCCCCGAUGUUUUGGCACCAUGACAUUUUCAAGUAUAGCUUUAUAUUUUAGGAGUAAUGACAAAGUAUGUGAUCAAAAGAGAAGGGAUUAUUAAUUUUUUCCCUCUUUGCUUUUUUUUAAACUUUAUUCCACUCUGUACCUAUUUUUGAGGACCUUGAAAAUCUUAAUCUCUCCAGAAGGGAUACUGCAUUGGUUCUUCUCCAUCAGCUGGCUUAGACAUCAAACAUCUUAAAUGAUACACUGUUUUAAUAUCUAAAAAUCUGUCAUUCUACUUAAUUAACUUAGUCAUAAGGACAAAGCCUUAGUAUAUUUUUGCCACAUACAUGUUAUGUAUAAAUUUUACUGUUGAAUAAUACAAGUAUUCAUUGCUGACUGAAUUCUUAAAACUUUGGGAAUAGAAAAAACACAUUUAUUAAUGGAUGCUAAAGUGAUUCCUGAGAAAAAUAAUGUGUAUGGUUAAUAUGGAAAACCUUUGGUAAUGUGAUUUGGGUAUAAGAAUACUAAAACCAGAGUACAGGGUGUGAAUCAUGUACCAGGAGGGAUUUUAUUUUUAAAUAUCUUUAUUGAGGUAUAAUUGAAAUACAAUAAACUGUACAUAUUUAAAGUACCCAAUAUGAUAAGUUUUGUCAUAUGCAUACAGCCAUGAAAUCAUCAGCAUAAGCAAGGUAAUGAACAUAUUCAUCACUCUCAAAGUUUCAUAGUACCUCUUUGUGAUCCCUUCUUACUUAAUCCUCCUUGCCACCCCACCAUCACCAGACCACUGAUCUGCUUUCUUUAUGAUCAGUUUGCUACAAAUGAAAUCACAUAAUAUGAACCUUUUUUGGUCUAGCUUUUGUCACUUAGCAUAGUAAUUUUGUGAUUUGUCUAUAUUGUUGCAUUUAUGAAUAAAUCAUUUAUCUGCUGCUGAGUAGAACUGCAUUUUAUGAAUAUAUCAAUUUGUUUAUUCUUUUGAUGAUGGACAUUAAUAGUUCUAGGCUAUUAUGAAUAAAGUUUCCAUGAACAUCUAUGUACAA
Homo sapiens (human) is the source of this 7974-nucleotide messenger RNA. It is a transcript of the gene CARF, whose product is annotated as calcium responsive transcription factor. The transcript has 17 exons. Gene Ontology annotation, cellular component: nucleus. The coding region runs from base 1158 to 3335 and encodes 725 amino acids. Lineage: Eukaryota; Metazoa; Chordata; Mammalia; Primates; Hominidae. The record is from RefSeq and is marked validated. Gene Ontology annotation, biological process: positive regulation of transcription by RNA polymerase II. Gene Ontology annotation, molecular function: DNA-binding transcription factor activity.